This is a messenger RNA of Dromiciops gliroides (monito del monte), 1045 nucleotides long. RefSeq names its product protein disulfide-isomerase A2-like. Gene Ontology annotation, cellular component: endoplasmic reticulum. Gene Ontology annotation, biological process: protein folding; response to endoplasmic reticulum stress. The transcript is spliced from 2 exons. Bases 183 to 770 code for a protein of 195 amino acids. NCBI's taxonomy places the organism in Eukaryota, Metazoa, Chordata, Mammalia, Microbiotheria, Microbiotheriidae. The record is from RefSeq and is a predicted model, not a curated record.
CCGCCAAGAUCUUUGGGGCCAGGAUCCUCAACCACCUUCUGCUCUUCAUCAACCAGACACUUAACUCACACCGGGAGCUUCUGAAAGAUUUCCAGGAGGCUGCCCCACCUUUCAGGGGAGAAGUCUUGUUUGUGGUGGUGGAUGUGGCUGGAGAGAAUGACCACGUGCUGCAGUACUUUGGCAUGAAUGCCACAGAUGCCCCGACUCUGCGAUUUAUCAAUGUUGAGACCACCAAGAAGUAUGUGCCCAACACUGAGGAGGAGAUCACAGCUGCUUCUAUUACCACCUUCUGCCAAGACAUCCUUAGUGGCAAAGUCAAGCCCCACCUCCGGAGUCAGGAGAUCCCAGCAGACUGGGACCAGAAACCUGUCAAGGUUCUUGUGGGGAAGAAUUUUGAACAAGUAGCCUUCGAUGAGACGAAGAAUGUGUUUGUGAAGUUCUAUGCCCCAUGGUGUACACAUUGUAAGGAGAUGGCCCAGACCUGGGAGGACCUAGCAGAGAAAUACAAGGACCAUGAGGAUAUCAUCAUUGCUGAACUUGAUUCCACAGCCAAUGAACUAGAAGCCUUUGCCAUCCGGGGCUUCCCCACCCUGAAAUAUUUCCCAGCUGGGCCAGACCGAAAGGUGAUCGAGUAUAAAAGUGCCAGGGACUUGGAGACCUUCUCCAAAUUCUUAGACAAUGGUGGUGUCCUGCCGGAGCCAGAGCAACCUGAGGUCCCCCUCCCGGAGGCUGGAACCAAUGACAGCAAAGCACACAAAGAUGAAUUGUAGUUGGCCACUUCCCUCUCCUCAGUCACGCAUCUCAGAGGUCCUGGAGAAUUCAGAACUUUUAAGUUAAAUCACCUUGACCCUUAACUUCCUUCUGACAAAGCUGCUCUUCCUUUCUCACUCUCUUAGGCACCUAAGGAAGGUCUCCUGCUCCCUUCCCCACCUCUUGGUCUUUUGGGUAGGGUUCCUGGGGGGAACAGCAGGCAGAGAUGUGAGAAAUGGGGGAGAAGUCUGACCUGGGUGGAGAACAGAUGACACCAAGAUAAUAAAGGUUUAAU